Chelmon rostratus (copperband butterflyfish) is the source of this 3661-nucleotide messenger RNA. RefSeq names its product NAD kinase 2, mitochondrial (gene nadk2). The transcript is spliced from 12 exons. Gene Ontology annotation, molecular function: NAD+ kinase activity. Gene Ontology annotation, biological process: NADP+ biosynthetic process; NAD+ metabolic process. The record is from RefSeq and is a predicted model, not a curated record. Gene Ontology annotation, cellular component: mitochondrion. NCBI's taxonomy places the organism in Eukaryota, Metazoa, Chordata, Actinopteri, Chaetodontiformes, Chaetodontidae. Bases 562 to 1926 code for a protein of 454 amino acids.
AGUGCACGCCAGGUUGCAUGUUACGUGCAGAAUCGCUAGUCUUGUGUUGUCGAUUAUUUUAAACCUGCCCAUGUGUAUUAUCGUGUGUCUAAACAUGUUUUGGACCUGAGGACUGCGACACAUCGUUUGAACAGUUUGUGAUGAACUUAGUCGCAGUCGGAAUAAGCGAUACCACGGAGAACUCGCUUACGCUUUGUGAGUAAAAUGCUAGCUACUUUUAGCUUUUUUAAGAUCAGCUGGUAACCUUACCAAAUACGGUUAUUAGGAUAACAAACUGUUAGUUAAAUGGCGAUUUAACUGUUGUUCUUGCUGUUUAGUUACUUGCUCGAGGAAACACUGGACUUGGAGAGUAGUAUUAAGUUAGAAGGGUCACCUAACAGCUCGGUACACCUGGUGACCUUCCUGACAGCAGGGUGUGUGUGACUGACUUCUUGACUCUCUGUCGGCAUGUGGCCGGAGGACUGACGUGUGAACCAGCAUGUCAGCUCCUUGCAGGGCCGUCAGUGAACGCCUCUAAUCGGACAUGUCAUUGAGCUUCUGGUCGUGCGUUCGCCUACAAGCAUGGCUCGCCGCUCGGUGGUGAACUUGGUGCGCUUUGGGAAUCGAGCUGUCAGUCUGCUGUAUGGGAGCUCUGUUCGCCCCCUCCACACUUCAACAUGUAGCAGCUCAUCUCAGCCAAAAGCUGGAUUCAAACCGGGAAGGGUCGCAGUGGUGACGAAGACUACGCGCUAUGAGUUUGAGCAGCAGCGGUAUCGCUACGCAGGGCUGUCUGAGGAGGACUUGAAGCAGCUGCUUGCUAUGAAGGGCUCCAGCUACAGCGGCCUGCUGGAAAGACACAACAUCCACACCAAUAAUGUGGAGCACAUCGUGAACAGCCUGCAGAGAGAAGGUAUUGAAGUCCAAGUGGUGAAGAGAGGAGAAUACGAUGAAGAAGUGGUGCGAUGGGCAGAUGCCAUUAUCUCUGCUGGGGGUGAUGGGACAAUGCUACUUGUUGCCAGUAAGGUUUUAAGCAAGGACAAACCAGUUGUUGGAGUAAACACAGACCCCGAGAGGUCAGAAGGUCACCUGUGCCUGCCUGUGCGCUACACUCGUGCCUUCCCAGAGGCUCUGGAGAAACUCUGUCGUGGGGAGUUCAGGUGGCUGUGGCGUCAGAGGAUCCGUGUACACUUAGAGGGCACAGGAAUCAAUCCCACCCCCGUGGACCUGCAUGAACAGCAGCUGAGCCUGGAGCAGCACAGUCAAGCUCACCGCAUCACCACCAUGGAUCUCCAGCGGAAGACAGGAACACUCCAUGAGAGCUUCUUCAAGCCCAGUCUCCUCCCUAUCAGGAGCCUCAACGAAAUCUUCAUCGGAGAAUCUCUGUCCUCCAGCUCUAGCACCUUCAUCCCCAUCGGGAUCGGGAAUCUCAGUCCACCGCAGGGUGACGUUGAAACGCCUCAAACCCCAUGUUUCCACAGGGCUUCCUACUACGAGAUCUCUGUGGAUGACGGCCCCUGGGAAAAGCAGAAGAGUUCUGGACUCAGUAUUUGCACAGGAACAGGAUCCAAAGCCUGGUCAUACAACAUCAACAAACUUGCUGAACAAGCUGUGGAGGAGGUGCUGAGAAUCGGAAAGUCCCAAACAGGUCUUGAUAUCCCACUUAAUCACGACUUCAUUGAAAAAGUUACCGAUGAAUACAACGAGUCUCUGGUGUUCAGUCCGGACGACAGACGUCUGUUCUACAGCAUCAGGGAGCCCAUCGUCAACAGAGUGUUCUCCAGCAGUCGGCAGAGAGGCUUCGCCAGCAAGGUGUGCGUCCGCUCGCGCUGUUGGGACGCCUGCAUGGUGGUCGACGGCGGGACUUCAUUCGAGUUCAACGACGGCGCCAUCGCAACGAUCGGCAUGAGUGAGGAGGAUCAGCUCCGCACAGUCCUGCUCGAAAACUGAGCCGAGCCCAGAGACACAACACUAGACUGUUUCUGUCCAGGGCUCGAAGAGACCACCAGGCUCCACAUGUUUUUAUACCUGGGGGGAAAAAGGUAUUACUGUUUGUUUUAUUAAGUAUGUGCAUUGUGAAUUUUUCCAAAUGAUUUCCAAAUCACUCACGCUUUUUAAUCCCCCCCCCCACACACUAUCUGAAGAUUAUAACAGGUUAGAAUCCAUGUUGUAGAUAUUGAGUCAAACAGUAUUUAAAGUAUGUUUCUAUUGACUGUCUCUGAGCAGAAACAGAUGAGAGAUCAGGUGUAAUGAGGGCUCGUGUUAAUGAAUUGUUAAGAUAUAUUAACAUAUAUAUCUGUUCUGAUUGGGUGUUGGUCCAUGUUGGUUGGAACACUGAGUUACUCUGUCAGUAAAGCUGACGCCUAGCCUUGAUGAUGUUGCAUGUCUAUGUGGGGAUCAAAUGCAAAUGGACAGAUAUUGUGAUGUGCUUUCACACCUUUGUAGCCAUGGUUAAUGACUUCUGAAGGACAAGAAUGAAGGUAUUCUGUUUUUUUACUGUCAGCAAACCCCAAUCAGUCGACUCUCGCCGCUUUCUGACUUCUCUGAAUUUCCCCAAGUCCAUUGGUUCCUACUGAAGACGUAAAUCUUCAGUAGAAAAAGCUCACAAAUAUAUAGUUUCACUUAAAAAUGGGGCUCAGUAAUUUCUUUAAACUUUAUUCAUUGUAGUUUUUAACAAGCAUUACUCAAAUGUAUGAAGUAGUGUUUUUGUUGGGGACUGUUUUCAAAGGUGGAUUAAUGCACAUUUGGGGCAGCAAGUGGGACUGAGUCAGAAUAAACUACAGUGUGUGUGUGAGUGUGUUCGUGGUCAUGAACAUACACACUGAAGUGCACCGCUGUGGCUCAUUGGUGUGUUUUUAAUAGUUUAUGCUUUUGAUACACACACAACACUUGUUAGCAGCAUGCAUUCUUUGUUAUAUGGGAUUUGUUGACAAGAAAAAAAACUGAAUAUCAGCAGACUUACCCUUCGUGCUGAAAGCAUAUAAAAGCGUAUCUAUACGGUGAACUGAAAGCACAGGGCUGCUUGUUACGGCUUGUUUGUUGACUAGAGAUAUUUUUGGAACAUAGCUUAUAUUUUUUUCUAGCUGUUUGAGCCACUUGGGUCCUGAAAAUGAAAUUGGAGAGGAAACAGUGAAGUGCACCAAAAACAGAACUCCAUGCGUAAAAGGGAUAUUUUGCUCCAUGUUUUAGGUCAAAAACCUGCCCUGUAACAUCUCACAAAGCAGGAAAAUUAGCUUUGGAAGUGUUACUUUAACCGUGGCAUGUGCCCCUGGUGGACAGGACUAAUAUUUCCAACAAAAGCUUCAUUAUUGAAACUGAUCUCAUCUGAUAGAAAGUGAGACUAACAAAACUGAAACCACUUGACGCUAAAUGCUUGAAAGAUACUGUUCUGUGAUGUCGAAAUAUAAAGAGGACACAGUGUAGUCGUGGUCAUUUUUGAUAUGAAUUAAAACCGACAAGUCUCUUGUGCUCACUUUGAGUUCUACUCGAUGUGAAAAGCAUCUCUGGCGCACCUUGUCACACCUCCCUGCCCUGGACCGUGGGACCAGAGGGGGGCUUUUUGAGGAUUAGUUUAUGAUCAGGACAUUGUGAUCCGUGUGCCAAAGGCAGGACUCUUUAUUAAAGUGUUGUCAGUAUGUUAGGAUGUGUAUUGUUUUUGAAUCAGAUAAAGUGGUAUGAAAACCAA